AUGGGAUGUAUUGAAUAUUCCUCUCUGAAGCUGCAGACAGAUCUCCAGUACCAGAGAGGGAGAUCUGACAUCAGAUUCCUCACCCCUGCUGCUGCUGAAACUUCCAAAGCUCUAGCCCAAUUGAUGUCAGAGCUCCUGACAUGUUCCAAAACCAUGGAGAAAUUUCAACACGCUUCUGAGCAUGUCUACAUCUCUGCAUCUCUUUGUUUUCAACGGGAGGGAAAAUGUGCUACAAGCGCACUGAGCCUCUUCACUCAAGGCAGGCAAGCAACAAAAGUGAUUGAGGUUGGCACCCCGCCUCCACCCACCAAGAGCUUGCCAAAGCGUUUGAGCACAACAGCCGGGCCAACAGAAACUUCACAAAGGAGCCCACCAACCUCCACAGCAGCUAGGCCAUGGGGACCAGAUCUGUUAGCAAAUCUGAAAUGAAUUGACCUCACAAGCAACUUUAUUUCCUGGGUGGAUGAAGACUCUUUCCAGAUUCUGCCCUCCUUGCAAGAGCUUGUACUCCCUGAAAACAAAUUGACUUCCCUGCCUGAGUUGCCUAGUGUCAUUACGCAUCUGGAUUCCCGGUUUAAUAUGAUCCAGAGCACAGGCAUUCGACCUGAAGCCUUCAGGAACAACAAUAUCCAGACCAUGCAUGGAGCCACAGUCUGUGACAGCAGAGACCACAGCAACAUCCACAGAGCCCUGGAGGACAUUCGCUUGGACGGCAACCCCAUCAACCUGAGCCUCUUCCCCAAUGCUUAUUUCUGUCUCCCUCGCCUGCCCACAGGCUGCUUCUACCGAACAGAGAAACCAUCUACCUCCAGCCAGCAUAGGAAGCCUAAGGGAACAGAUCUCAAGAGAAAGUGACCCCAGAAUUCAUAUCGCUACCAGGCAGAUACUGAUGCUGUUGGACUGCUUUCUUAGGCUGUUUCCUCUUCCUUUGUUUCUCAACUUACUUUUCUCCUUUACAUGGGUAUAUUGAGCAUGAGACUGCAUAAGCACCAUUCAUCCUUGAUGUGCCUAUGCUGGAAAGGAGAAUCAACGAAUCUAAGGGUAGUGCUAUUUUUUAAAAAAAUAAGCACUCACUCUGUACAUCAUUUUUUCAAAAACAAAAUCCUAAUGUGUGACUGUCAAGAUAUUUGCUAGAAAAUAUUGACAGAUCAGUUGAGGUUCCUUUUCUAAGGCUCCAUCUUACAAUUUACUUUGACACAGCCACGGUUCCUUGCAGCUUUUUGUCUUCGCAUCCUGAUAUAAUGCAUGCAUGUAUCUCCUUCUAGAUCCAUGUCUACUCCAGUCCUGGAUUCCUAGGUUGCUCUGCAGAAGAACCUCCAUGCUAACCUCCCAUUCCUGAACUACCCAACAACUCCCCCAAACACGACCUGCUGCUAUUGUAGUUCUGGACUUUUUACAGUUUUGUAAAUCCCCCCUCUGGGUCCUGACCUUGUGACCCUCAUUAUUGCAGCCAAGUAUCCAGUGCAUAUUGAUUGUGCUGCACAAUAACACAGCACAAUGUGCACAGCAAGGCCUCUUGUGUAGGCUGCAGUUGGCAUGUUUUUCAAGCCCACACGCAGGCAUGGAUCAACUCACAGGAGAAUUUCUCUAGCAAUACAGUAAGGCUCAAAUGCUUCAUAAGGCAAUACAGGACCAGGACAAUGUGGGACAUCUUUCCUGGUCCCAGGCACUCCAUCCUUCCCUUCAGGAGUUGGGCCUGAAAGACCAAGGCAAAGUGUGGGUACAUGGAGGGUAAGUUGUAAGCAAACACAAUUUGUGACAUUAAAUAGCAUUAUUACUGAUCAAGGAUACAGUAAUAACUGUAUCAGCCUUAGCUCCCAGUUUCCUGGCUUUGUAAGUGCUUGAGCCAACUAUGGUCUUAAACCAGCAGGUUUUUUAAUAAGUUAAUUUCCCUGGUUUUUGAAAAAUAAAUGUAUGAAAAUGUUAGGGUCUGUAAAACAUGAAAAUAGCUAUUUUGUACCAAUUGGUUUUCUUCCCAGUACUCAGUUAUAUAUGGGUAUUGUGUAGGGUUUAUGUGGCAGAUGGGAGUAGUUAUGUGGUUACAUGGGAUGUAUGAUUGCGUGACAUGUGUUAUGCGCUUGUAAUAUGUUGCAGGGGUGUGUGGUUGUGGACUGUGUUUAUGGUUGUUGGGGUUGUGUGUUGUGGGGCAUAUGAUUGUGGUAUGUGUGUAGUGGUUACAGCUUAUUGGCAGUUGCAUGGUUGCUGUAGGUAGGUGUGGCUGCAUGGCAUGUGGGUGACUGUGCAGUUGUGGAGUAUGUGCAUGGUUACAUGGUGUGUGGGUGGUACCCAAAACAGUAUCUCAAGUUUCCAAAUGUGCCCAUGGGCCCAAAAAUGUUGGUGACCUCUUAUCUAACCACUGUACCACACUGUUAUAGACAAUAACUAAAGGAAUACACAUUGAACUAGGUGUCUCCCUCUGCAAACACUAUAGUCCUGGUGAAAUGCAUGCUUCAAAAUUCAAUCUGUGCAUGCACUGGCUUAUUUUGCCAAUAGUUGCUACCAUAGAUUUUAAUGGGGCAGGAAAAUCCUAAUAGCUUUUGAACUAGUGCUCAGAACUUUACCAAUGAAGUAUUGCGUUCCUUUACAAGGCUGAAUAAACUGCAUCAGUGUUUUUCACCAAAAUUUGAAAGAAAUAUAUGAUAUGAUAUAUGAUAUGAUAUGCCUGAUUAAAAAUUGGAGU
Messenger RNA from Rhineura floridana, 2680 nucleotides. RefSeq names its product opticin (gene OPTC). Gene Ontology annotation, molecular function: protein binding. The record is from RefSeq and is a predicted model, not a curated record. NCBI's taxonomy places the organism in Eukaryota, Metazoa, Chordata, Lepidosauria, Squamata, Rhineuridae. The transcript is spliced from 5 exons.